Molecule: messenger RNA, 3154 nt
Organism: Malus domestica (apple)
Lineage: Eukaryota; Viridiplantae; Streptophyta; Magnoliopsida; Rosales; Rosaceae
Source: RefSeq, a predicted model, not a curated record
UGCAGAACAAAACACAAUGGGAUUCCGCUGGUGCUUGUUUGUGUCCAAUAUGUGUUAUAUAGUUUCCAAAGUUGUGUUGUUUCAUCUCGUGGUUGUUAGCUCAUCAGUUUCCUCAUUGCAGCAAUCUUGUCGUGACGAGGAGAGGUCUGCCUUGCUGCAGUUCAAGGAAAGCUUCAUCAUUAACAGAUCUGCCUCGUAUUCUGAUGACGCUUAUCCUAAGAUUUUGCAGUGGAAACAAGCUGAAGGACGAAAUGGCAACUGCUGUGCAUGGGAUGGCAUUGAGUGUGAUGAGAGGACGGGUCAUGUGAUUGGCCUUGAUCUUAGUAGCAGCUGUCUCCUGGGCUCUAUCAACUCCAACAGCAGCAUUUUCCGGCUUGAUCAGCUUCAAGUGCUGAACCUCGCAGACAACAACUUCAGCUCCUCUCCAAUUCCUACUAGCAUUAGGAAUUUCCCAAGGCUCACGUAUCUUAAUCUCUCUAGUUCUUUAUUUUCUGGCCAAAUCCCAUCCCAAAUUUCACAGUUGGCCAAAUUGUCGUCCCUUGAUCUGUCUUUGAAUCAUUUAACCGGUCCAAUUCCUUCUCUAGGAAAUCUCACCCACCUCACAAAACUAUUUCUGUCUUCCAACAAAGGUCUAACUGGUCAUUUUCCUGAAUUUAAUACAAGCAGUCCUCUCACUUCACUGUAUCUUAGCCACACUAGCUUAUUCGGAAAUUUGCCUUCUUCAAUCGAAAAGCUUGAUUCAUUAAACACGCUGGAUUUGGCAGCAUGCAAUUUCUCGGGCUUGGUUCCAUCUUCACUUGGUAAUCUUGGGCAGCUCAUAUAUUUAGACCUUUCAGAAAAUAACUUUAACGGUCCAGUCCCUAGUUCAUUGGCAAACCUUACCCAACUGAAGGAGCUCUAUCUUGAAUAUAAUGAUUUUAGUGAUUCCAUCCCCUCUGCUCUCUGUAAUCUCAACAAGCUCGAAGUCCUGUCACUUUUCUCUAAUAAUUUUAGGGGUUACAUCCCGACUUCACUAGGAAAUCUCACCCACCUUACAGUACUUGAUCUGUCUUCGAAUCAGUUAACCGGUCAAAUUCCUUCUCUAGGAAAUCUCAUCCACCUCACAGUACUUUUUCUGUCUUCGAAUCGGUUAGCCGGUCCAAUUCCUUCUCUAGAAAAUCUCACCCACCUCAUAGCACUUUAUCUGUCUUCGAAUCAGUUAACCGGUCCAAUGCCUAAUUCCUUAUCCGAUCUCAUCAAUCUCGAGGGAUUAGAUCUAACUGAUAAUAAUCUGACCGGUACAGUGGAGUUCCACGUCAUGUUUCAUAAGUUACAAGGGCUCGUCGAUUUACAACUAUCUCGUAACAGUUUGAAAAUUUUGACAGAAACAGAAAGUAUGAAUGCAAGCCUACUUCCAAAGUUAAAAUUUAUAGGAUUGGGUUCGUGCAACAUAAGAGAGUUCCCAAGUUUCCUGCAGUAUCGAGAAACAUUGGUGUCCUUGGACCUUUCCACCAACAAUUUGCAUGGCAAAGUACCGAAAUGGAUGUUGAACACAAGCACACAGACUUUGACGUACAUGGACAUUUCUCACAACUUCCUUUCAAGCAUUGUCCAGCCUUCAGAUGCCGUUCCUUGGGUUAACCUACAAGUUUUAGGGCUCAAGAAUAACACGCUACAUGGGCCGCUACCGAUGCCUCCACCACACACAGUUCACUAUAGUGUUGCAAACAACAAUCUUAAUGGAACAAUUUCACCAUUGAUCUGCAGUCUGAAUUUUCUUCAGCUCCUUGAUCUCUCCAACAACAAUAUGAGUGGAAUGCUUCCCCCCUGUCUCGGAAACUUCAGCGUUGAUCUGCGAGUUUUAAAUCUUGGAAACAACUCUUUCAGCGGCUUUCUUCCUGAAACAUACACCAACACAAGCAGUCUGAGGUGGAUUGAUGUUAGUCAUAACCAAUUGCGAGGGCAACUACCAAGGUCGUUGGGGAACUGCAUGAAACUUGAGUUUAUUGAUCUGUCAUACAAUAAAUUCAGCGACGUUUUUCCCUUUUGGUUGGGGGCUCUUCCAGAGUUAAAACUUUUGGCAAUGCACCAGAAUGCGUUCUACGGUCUGAUAGAGGAACCGGAUCUGGACAAUGCUGAAUAUUUCCCUGAGUUGAGAUUUCUGGAUCUAUCUUCUAAUAGCUUCAGAGGCAAGUUUCCAUCUCAAAACAUGUUUUCCGGGAAUGUCAUGAGGGGUGUCACUCGAAACCAGUCAACAUAUAUGAAGGUAGACACAACUAUCGACACUCCUAGUCUUCAGCUAAUCUUUUAUGAAUUUUACUCAAUCACGAUAACUAGCAAAAGUGUGGAGAGAUAUUAUCCGAAGAUUCAAGCAGCCCUUGCAGCGGUUGACAUCUCAAGCAACAAAUUUGAAGGGAGGAUUCCUGAAUUUAUUGGGAACCUAGACGGGUUGAUGUCAUUCAAUAUGUCUGGUAACCUCCUAACUGGUCCCAUCCCAUCAUCUUUCGGGAAUUUAAGAAACCUUGAAUCACUGGACCUUUCACACAACAAGCUUUCAGGACAAAUCCCUCAAAGCCUCACGCAGCUUACAUUCCUUGCAGUAUUCAUUGUCUCUAACAACAGUUUGACAGGUCCAAUACCGCAUGGAACCCAACUUACUUCAUUCAAUAGCAGUUCAUAUGAAGGAAACCCUGGAUUGUGUGGAGAUCCCUUGCCAAAGAAAUGCGGAGAUCCCAAGGCUCCUCGCCUGUCUCCUUCAAAAACUGAAGAAAAUGAUUCAGGCUCGUUUGAAUUUGAUUGGAAAUUUGUUUUGGCUGGUCUCGGAAGUGGGUUGGUAGUGGGAGUUGUUCUUUCUGAUGUGGUGAUCACAAAGAAGCAUGAAUGGUUUGUUGAGAUUGUUAAAACCAUCAAGCUGAUGAUAGGAACUUCGUAAGUCCACUAUAAGGUUAUGCAUUUGGUGUUGUUUUUUGCUUGUUUUAUAUUAUUUCGUUGUACUCCUUUUUAAUGUUAUGUCUUCCUUUUGUAAUAUGGUAUAUUAGUUCCACAAAAGGUACAAACCCAGCUGAGAGGCGGCAUUGUACAACAGCUAUCAACCCCUAUUUAAUAGAACAAGAAUUCAUAAUUCUAUCGAAUGUAAACCCAAAUUUAUCAACAGCUAGAUAUUAGAAACAGUUUA